UAGGCCGGAAGUGUUGGCUGUGCGCGCGAGGAGCUGUCAGUGACCGGAGGAGAGAAACAGAUCACUGAGAUAGUUACAAGGCCAAUGCCUCGUGGUAGUAGCUAAGUGUCUGGUUAUAGGGGACUUGCUCACUAAAACAAAAAAUCUCCCAUUCCAAGCACUUCUGCGGAGAGUUGAGAUGAGCAGUAAUGCGGCCAGCCCCAUGUCAGUUGCAGGAAACACAGCGUCCGGCAGUGGAAGGGGAUCAGCAAAGUCAACUAGCUUUGUUACAGAACUUCAGACCAUGAUGUAUGGUUUUGGUGAUGCUCGCCGACCUCUCACGGAAACUGCUAUUUUAGUUGAAGAUAUAGUGCACUCUCAAUUGAUUAACAUGUUACACCAAGCUGCGGAAAUCUCACAAGUCAGAGGAGCUCGGGUCAUAGCAGCAGAAGAUAUUCUGUUCUUAAUGCGGAAAGACAAGAGAAAAUUACGCCGAUUGCUAAGGCAUAUGAGUCUCCGGGAUUUUAAGUCCAAAAUUAUUAAGGGAGUUGAAGACGAGGAUGUUAUUGAAGCAGACAAAUCCAGCAGCAGUAUAAACAAGCGCCAGAAACUCUACCAAGAAUUCCUCAGCUCCAUUGAUCAAACAGGAGAGCUGCUAGGUUUGCUUGAGGAAGAUGAUGCUGAUGAAGUCAAACAGGAGCGGCUGGAGAGAGCUGAGCGCCAAACUCGAAUGAUGGAUUCAUCCCAAUAUGCAGAGUACUGUGAAAGCCGCCAGCUGAGCUUUGCCAAAAAACCAACCAAGUUUAAGGAUUGGUUGGACUGCAGCAGUAUGGAAGUGAAGCCUAAUCCAGUUGCUUUGGAGAUCAUGGCAUAUCUGGCACAAGAGACAGUGGCCCAGCUGGUGGAUCUAGCCCUUUUGGUGAAACAGGACAUGGCUGCUAAAACAGGGGAUCCAUUUAGUAAUGCCAAAUCUGUAACACUUGCACAUCACAAUGCUGCAUUACCUGAGAUACAAUUUCAAGUUCAGUCUGUCAGUUUGAAGAGCAAUCCUGACUCACCAGAAAAUACACCCCCGUCAACACCAACAACCCCUGCAUCAGCAGCACAGCACAUUGUCUCUAAAACACAUUCAGGAAAUUUGGGGAAUGGAGGCAUAGGGCAAGAUUCCAGCAAUACUAAAGCUAAAACCCGCAAGAGAAAAAAGAGUGCUGCAGCUUGUGGUCUAGAGACUCACAGUGAUGCCAUACAGCCCAGCCACAUCAGAGAGGUGAUCCGACGGUAUAGCCACAAAAUUGGCCCUCUUUCCCCAUUCACAUGUUUAGCAAAUCCUUUUGUCCAAAUGAACAAUAUCAACUACAUUUCCAACCUCUAUGACUCGUCCAAAAGCUGUAUCAAUCUGAGUGCUUACCGCAGAACUGGAAUGACGUUUCUAGCCUGCUGAGGGCGGAAGGAACAAGAAGGCUGUUGUUACUGAAAGGUGAAGUUGCUCCAAGAAAACAAGAGUGUGUCAGUACACUGUGUACGUGUGUUUGUGUGUGUUGGGUGAGCAUUUGUGUUAAGUCACUGACCUGCACCCUGCCAUUAUUCCUGUUUACUUGGUGGAAUGUUUUAGUUAAUUAAAGGCAGGAUGUUUGGCCUGCAUGUAGGUGGAUAGGAAUGCAGAUCACCAGCUGCCAGCUCACAUCCAUGACUAUUUGUGUCAUAAUGCUUAAACAGAACAAAAUCCUUUUCUAACAAAGUACGUGUAAGGGGGUAAUUUUCAGAGUUUGUAUUUGUGGUGUGAAGCCUCACCCACCAGGAGGGAAUUUGGAUAUGUGCUAUAUGUGAUUUUCAAUAAUUUAAACUAAUUUGAGCUUCUGAGUUAUCACUGUAUGCUACCAGAAGGUGAAGCUCCACAACAGGGGUGUGAAAGACAGAAAAUAACUCUUAGAAUCUGUUAUUGUAUAAUUUAAGUGAACUGGAAAGUAGUUUAGAAACUUUACAACUGUACUUCAUUAAUCUCGUGUUGUAUUUUUUAUGGAGGCAAGUACUUUUCUACUCUGAAAUAGUCAAGACUUGAGUUAUGAUAGGACAGUAGUUGUAACACUAUAUAUGUACAUACGUAUAUAUCUGUUACAAUAUCAUAAACAUGUAUAAAUGGGUUGAACAACAUUAAAGCAAUUGCAUUUAUAAGAUAAGGUGAUGAAACAACAUUUCUAUGAUUUGUUGUUACGAACAAAUCUAAAUGUUGUAAUUUAUUGAUUUCAUAGAACUACCAUAUAGCAAUAUAUUCACUUUCAUAAAUAGCUAUGGCAAUAAAUGCAGAAAGCAGCAUAUGCAGUAUUAAUGGUAAUGUUAUAUUUGCAUUAAUCUGUAAAUCAUUUUAGACUGAGCAUGUCUUUUCUCAUAACUUAAUUCAAAAGAUUUGCUAUAAAUACUGACUGGACAGAUGCCACUCCCAAGGUCAAGAAUGCUCACUUAAGAUUGAAGCACCAAGCCGGUGUUGAAGAGACCUGAAAUCAAAUGUCUCAUUCUUAUCUUUUAUUUAAAUAAAGGUUGUUGUCACAUAAUUUUUGUAAGAGCUGGUGUGCAAAAGUUGUUAAUAAAAUUGUGCCUUAAAAAAAUGAAUUUGCUUAAUUUAU
Molecule: messenger RNA, 2600 nt
Organism: Chiloscyllium plagiosum (whitespotted bambooshark)
Lineage: Eukaryota; Metazoa; Chordata; Chondrichthyes; Orectolobiformes; Hemiscylliidae
Gene: supt3h
Product: SPT3 homolog, SAGA and STAGA complex component
Biological process (GO): transcription by RNA polymerase II
Molecular function (GO): protein heterodimerization activity; transcription coactivator activity
Source: RefSeq, a predicted model, not a curated record